AGAAUCGACUCUGUUUACUCUCCGCCUCUCUCUGUCGACCAGUUGAGGGUGUUUUCAGACGGACACGACUAUGGAUGAAGCAGGGUGUCUGCCCGUGAUCGUGGAGGGAGACUGGGGGACAAGUGUGACCAAAACCGUCAAGAACAAACUCCACAUUUACUUCCAGAGCAGGAAGAAGUCCGGCGGCGGGGAAUGCCGGGUGGAAGCCGAAGACGGAGCCCAGAGAGCGGCCGUGUUCUUCGAAUCAGACGAGGCGAGACAACGGGUUCUUGCCAGAGACGAUCAUCACGUGACUCUGGGUAAUCAAACAGUCAAACUGAGGCUGAUUUCUACAGGUUCAGUCACCAGUGACGACGCCUCAGAUAUUGGACCAGCAGGUGGGGAUGUUGAGGCCACUGAUAGCCCGGUGGCUUUUGCCCCUCCAGCUUUUGCCCCUCCAGCUGAUGCUGGGAGUCAACUCAAACCAACUUAG
Cynoglossus semilaevis (tongue sole) is the source of this 472-nucleotide messenger RNA. RefSeq names its product poly [ADP-ribose] polymerase 14-like. The transcript is spliced from 5 exons. Bases 71 to 472 code for a protein of 133 amino acids. Lineage: Eukaryota; Metazoa; Chordata; Actinopteri; Pleuronectiformes; Cynoglossidae. The record is from RefSeq and is a predicted model, not a curated record.